CUCCCGGUAAAUGCCCUCUGCAAAAGAUUCCUACAUGAUAGGAGCACUUGUAGUGGUGUUGAUAGUCUUUUCUCUGGACGUCUACGUAUGUUCUACUAAUUCUCGGACGAAUUCGUUGUCCCGAUGGACGAGUACAACGACUAUUUUCGGUGCAAUUUCGAAGACAGUAGAGUAUCUCAAUGUUCACGGAACCAAAGUGCCAAUCGACGUACUUGAAGGAUUACGUUGCGCAGAAGGACAACUCUCAAAACUGGUAGAAAUUCUGCAGCAAUUUAGUUUCUCUGCCUGGUUGAAGAGAGUUUUGCAUCUUCUACAUCAAAUUCAAACGGUUGUCCUAAAGUUAGAAAAGAGUCUAUCUGCCAAGCCUUUCAAUUCAUAUGAAUAUAGAAUGCAGGUGGUGGUUCAGAGAACACUUUAUUCAUCAGACAAACUUGAUAAAAGUGUAUAUCUCAACCAUGAAUGGUUGCGUAUCGAUUACACAACUGAUAUAUCUACUUCUGUGAUGCUCCUCAUGGAUGAAUGUUACGUAAAGUUGGUUGGAUCAAGCCAGGAUUCUCCUUGUAUCAUUAGCGAUAGCUGUUGGCAACUGAUGUCCAAAUUUCAUGUGAGAGGUUACAGAUUGACUCAUGAGAUAUUAUACUUCAUAUUGGGCUACACUUACGGAUGUGACAAUGUUAUGAAGGAGCAUGUAAGUGACAGCCAAGUCAGUCUGGAACACAUAAUUUCAGUUCUCUGUUCGAAUGUCUUUACGUCUGCUGUGAAAAAAUACGAAACUGGAUUGAAGACUGGACAUGACGAAGACCUGUUCAUGGAGCAGAUCAUCGUCUGUUCUCUUCUUGGCUUCAAGAACUUUCUCAAGCCAGCAUGGUUGCAUUAUGCCAUAAGAUUACAGAACAAAUCAAGUGGGUGUUUCAGUCCAUCAGAGUCUGACCAACAUCUUCAUCAACAAUCAUUAACAAAAACCAUGCGUCACCUUUUCAUUGAGAGAAAACUGCCGAACAACUGCUUUCUUCAUAUGACAAGUCUUGGUCUUGCAUUCCUCUCUAUCUAUCUGCGCCAUUUACUUCCUACACAACUGUAUAACGUAACUUCAGCUAAAGAUGCUGUCAAUUGGAAUUACAUCACAAUGUCUAUAUCAACUUCAACCCACUGGCUGUCUGUCUACUUAGUGCUUGGAGUUUUUGCUGCAAGUUGUGUUCUUAUCAUUGUGAUCAGACUGAAAUUAUGCUACAAAAAUAGACAGGGCUCAUUGCUCUCUACAUUUAAACUUUUCAGGAGGCAGUCACAGCCACUUUCAGCCAGGAAAGCCUAGUCUAGCUGGCACCAAUCACAGCUAUUUAAUUAAUGACGAAUGUUGCGUUUAGUUAAUUACCAGUUAAUACAAAGUCUUUUAGUUUGUCAUUUACCACAUUUUAUUACCAAUAAACAUUGUUUUAUUACCCAGCAACA
Molecule: messenger RNA, 1449 nt
Organism: Corticium candelabrum
Lineage: Eukaryota; Metazoa; Porifera; Homoscleromorpha; Homosclerophorida; Plakinidae
Product: UPF0764 protein C16orf89 homolog
Exons: 3
Coding region: 11-1312 (433 amino acids)
Cellular component (GO): membrane; cytosol
Source: RefSeq, a predicted model, not a curated record